AUGUCCGCCUACCCUUCUCCUGCUGCCUCAGCCUUUCCCAGGCUCGGUCUAAGUUCUGGGCUCACUGAGUUUAACCAAGUCCUGAGUCCGGGAUUGACUGCAAUAGCCGUGCUGCUCCUCGCCAGUUUAUAUUUCCUCCCCCACUUCACCAAAUACGAUCCCUUUGGACGUCGUCCCCGGGACAAGGACGGCAACCCCAUCCCCGAUGGCCCCAUUGGCCUCCCCCUCGUCGGCUCAUUCCCAUUCCUCACGCACUACCCUGAGCUGACGCUCGACUACUGGCGCAAGAAGUUUGGCCCACUCUAUUCGAUGUGGCUCGGGAACCAGCUCUUUGUUGUUGUCUCUGACCCAGGCAUUGCCAAGGACCUCAUGGUGACCAACGGCUCUGUCUUCUCCUCUCGCAAAGAGAUGUUCGUCAAGAGCCAACUCGUCUUCGUGGGGCGCGGCAUUACCGCCACUCCAUACAACGACAGAUGGCGCAAACACCGCCGUCUUGCGACUGGCUGGCUGAACCAGCGUUCGGUCAAUGGGUAUACGGGCGUACUUGACCAGGAGGCGACCGUGAUGGUCCAAGAGCUGUACAGGAAGGGACAGGCGGGACGCGCGCCGAUCAACCCUCAGCCGCAUGCUGGGCGGUGCUCGCUCAAUAACAUGCUGACGAUCGUGUUUGGUACGCGCACGGAUUCUACAGAGCACCCGCUCGUCGGAAAGGCGCUGAAAAUUUCACGCGAGUUCAUGUGA
Fibroporia radiculosa is the source of this 741-nucleotide messenger RNA. RefSeq lists its product as uncharacterized. Lineage: Eukaryota; Fungi; Basidiomycota; Agaricomycetes; Polyporales; Fibroporiaceae. Gene Ontology annotation, molecular function: oxidoreductase activity, acting on paired donors, with incorporation or reduction of molecular oxygen; iron ion binding; heme binding. The transcript is spliced from 3 exons. The record is from RefSeq and is a predicted model, not a curated record. Bases 1 to 741 code for a protein of 246 amino acids.